UUUCAGUCAUGUUAGCGCCAAGUGAGAGGUCGGGCUUAGAGUUCGGGGCUAUCCCAUGUUCCUGCACACCACUGCGAGCGGGGUGUUUGGAUAGAUCGACUUUGUGUAGUGUUUAGCGCUGGUGUGUCGCAUCGGCGUAGCUACGGUUAAACUCUAUCGCCCAGCGCAGGGAUGUGACGCUUGCCGUAACACGGCUACACGCUUUUUAAUAAUUCUUUGUUGUGGUUUACAUUUUACACGCCGUUCGCAAAGGGCUCAAAACUUUCUAUUUCCACUGGAAAAUAUUCUCGCUAGUUAGCUGUUUUUUUUGUGUGUGAGUGUGUGUUGAUUUUGCCAGCGGCUGAGAAGGUUGGUAUGAUGGUUGUAAACAAAUAAGCCUCAUUGUUCGCCCACCUUCUGUAGGAGUGUGUGCUCCGGCCACCACUUGUGUUGUGUCUGCAAGCAAGAGUCACUGAGUCCUCAACAGUAAUUGGAUACGAAUUACAAAAUAUGCGCAGUAACGAUGUGUCAGCGCUGUAGUUAGUAUGUGUUUGUUAUCAAUGUCAGCGGACCCAGGAGGUGGUUAACGGUCAGUGGUUGAGGUCAGCAAAGACAGCAUCCAUGCAAACCCCACAACCGCAGCAACUCAGAGCCUGAACACACCUGGAAGUUGGUCGCCCACGGUGGCUAAGUUUUCAUUUUUGUGCUGGAUCACCACGUCCCCUACCCCACGCUGCCCCCCGCCCAGCACCACCUGCAGCAGUUUUACCCCCAGGAGCACCUGCAGCAGACCCAGGCCAUCCCGCCGGCAGCGGCUCCGCCCCAGAGUCGACCUGGCACCCUCGGCGCAGACGCCCUCAACCCACGACGCCCCCCUUUCCCGCAGCAGUGCGGCCCCGUGGCGAGCAUGGGGGAUUUCUAUGCCCCCAAAAGAAAAGAUGUGGUUGACAAACUCCGUCGACGGUUAGAACUCUACCGCCACCACCACUCGGCCUCAGGGAACCGGUACCUGAGCUCUAGGCCCAGCAUCCUUGAGCAGCAGAAGUCAGACACUCUUUUACUUAGGCAGCGUUGGCUGGAGAGCCGGGCCAAGAAAGCCGCCAAGCAGUCUAAAGCUAGCAGGGACAAUAAUAGCACUCAGAGUGACCACAGGAAUCUAGUUGUCAAUAAACUGAAAAGGAAAAUUGACACCAGCGUGAAUUCUGAUGCGAAUACAGCAUCAACGGCGACAACCACAUCCACGACAACAUCAGCGGAUACCAUUUUCUUUGGGGACAAAGACCACAACCCCAGCAGCAACAAGAACAUCAAGACCAGCAACGGCAGUACCGGGGCCAGCAGUUCCAGCAAGCACGCCCCACUGCCGAGCUUGUCAGUGCAAAUUGUCCAGCAAAUCAGUUCCCAUUCCCAGCAGGAGGCAUCCCAGACCAUUCACACAAACGUCACCGUCAGCUCACGUUACGGUAACUCAAACUCCCCAAACCCAGGCGGCGCCAGCCACAGCGUGCUGACCAGUGUCCAGUGCAAACAAGAGCCAUCGGAUGACAAUCGUUCGGCCGCCAGCAACACGCCCACGCCGUCGUCCUCUAUCCACAACCCCCACAUCGACCACGAGUUAGGCAUCGGGAUUGAUGAUGUGGAUGAGCUGCAGAACAUUCUUGACAGCAUCGAGAAGGAGGAGAUAGAUAACAACACCCUACUGCAUCAGAUCAGUGAGUUUGAUAAGAUUUUCAAAAGCAUUCAAGAUUCAGAAAAGAAUGAUAACAGCGCCAUGUAUGGACCGCUAGGCUGCAUCUCACCGGGAAUUUCUAAAGGGCUCUACCCGGGAGGCCCCCUUAGCAAUAUCUUUGACAACAAUCAAAAUAUGAACACUGCCGCCAUGACAAACCCUAACACCAUUCCAGUUCCGUCUGCUAUUCCAGAGCCCACAGGGCCGGCCGCUGAGACUCUCAAACAAAUGGCGGCCCAGCAUCAACACCAGCACAGCCCAGGUUACCCAAUGAAAAGCAUGGACCAUUUUUCAGAUGGGUUGCGCAACGGGGGCUACCCACCUAACUACUCACAGCUGUACCGCUCACCAAAUACACCAACCUCAUUCCCGUAUAAUCACACCCCCAACCAUCAUCUCGGAGACGCUUCCCAGCUGACCCCUGAUAUGGCUGGCACCAUGGUCUACGGAAGCACCAAACCUCUAACCCAUUAUUCCAACGACCAAGGCCAACACAACUCACCUUCCUCUCUACAACAGCUGCAGAACCAGGUUCAAAGCCACUUCAAGCCGUCAGCCUCUGCACCGCACCAAAUGCAGAUAACCCAAACCCAGCACAUGCAGGUGUCCCACGGGCCUCACAGCAUGCAGCUGUCACAGACUCAGCAGGUGCAAAUGCAGCCGUCGCCCCAGCAGAUUUCCAUGUCGCAACAGCAGAACUUCAGCAUGGGUCAACAGCAGAUGGUCAGCGAGCAGAUGAAAAUGCAGAUGAUGGAGAAGAUGAGGAUGGAACAGCAACAGGCUCGAAUGCCUCCCCAUUACAUGGGAAGACCACCCCCAGAAUACAAAAUGUCCUCCAAUGCCAGACCUCAGGGACCUUACCCUAACCCAUCCCCCACUGCAGGGAACCCAAACCCUCUUCAGACUAUGCAGAACAUGGUCAACCAAACCUCCGCCUACGGGGCUGUGAAGACUGAAGUGGCAGGACCCCCAGCCUCAACUCAAGCAGUCAAUGGCCUAAUGCAGUCUACCCAGAUUUCAGCCAUGCAACAGCAGACUAUGUCUGGUGCUCUAGCAUCCAACGGCCCCCACAUGAGCAACUUACCCCAGUCUAACCAGGGCAUUAGACAAAACUUCCACCCUCAACAACAGCACAUGCAGCAGCCCCCAGCGUAUUCCUCCGUGGACACGGCCUCCAGAACUGCCUCCACAUACACCAGUGCAAUAAUGCGGAACCAGAGGCCGCCCAAUGUCAACGUAGGCCCCGAUGGAUUAAACAUCUCCCAGCCCCGCACACACGCAGACUGGCCUCGUUCUGGGAUGAUGGGGGCCCAGCAUGCCGGGAUGAGACCGGGCAUGCAGCAGACUAGCGCUCAUGGGAUGACCCAGUCUGCCGCCAUGUCUGCUCAUAUGAUGCAGUACCAGCGACCACCGCACUAUGGCGCCGGACCGGCUACAGGAAGCAUGGCUGCAGCGGCGGCCGCAGCGGCUGCGACCAACAUGGCUCAGAUGCAGCAGCAGCAACAGGUGAGGGGUACCAUGCCCGGCCAGAUGAACAGGGUGGGGCCAGGUAUGAUGCCGAACGGCACCCAGAUGAUGAUGCAGCACCAGAGCAUGCAGGUGAGCCAGCAGAUGAACAUCCACAGCUCCAGCCCCGGCUACACCAUGGGGGGCCCUUCUCCAGGUGCCUCAAACGGGGCCAGCACCGGUUACAGCAUGGGCGGGCCCUCGCCUGGGGCCACAAGUUCUCAAAACACUGGAUACAAUUUAGGGGGUCCCUCGCCGGGUGCCACCUCAUCAGCUUCGGGGUAUAGCAUAGGGGGGCCCAGCCAGCAGACUGUUUCUCAAACUACAGGUUUUCCGGGGCCUCCCUCAUCCACACCAAACCAAGACGAAUUUUUACAUUUUCUGGAUAAUCCUUUAAGCUCUCAACCCAUGUUCGACACGCUACACAGUAGUACCCCUGACGACUUUAGUUUGUUUGAAGACAUAUUAAACGGAAAGUAACACAUUUCACCACAUCGCGGUUAUGAACUUAUCAUCAAAACCUUUUUUUUUGAACCAUUGAUUCCUAUGCUAUAAAGCAUUCCAUCACCAAGCCAUAUUCAUUCAUAUAUUAUUUUACAUAAGGUAAACAUGUCGAAUAAAUAGUUCAUGAUAACGUACUUAAGACAAUAUAGCCACAGCUGCUUACAGUUAAGUCCAUCAGGUGCAACAUGACAUUUGUAUAUUUCAAUUUGAACUAAGCUUCACCUGGAGCUUAUAAAAAUUAUUUUGUUUGUUUUAUAAUGCUACUGAUAGCCAUGUUUCUUGUCCAUUUCCACUUAACUAUUUCAGCUUUAUUUAAAGACAUAACUUGCAUAUAAAACGAUGCCUAUACGAGGGCAAGAAAAAUGUAUGAUAUGUACAGUUAUUUCCCAACAUAUAAUAAAUACUAUAUUAUUAUAUUAUUAUGCAAAUUUGUAAAUGCUUUUUACAGCAUUAUCAUUGGUUACCUCAUUGUUCUUGUUUUGUAAACAAAAUUUUUUUUUAUUUCACAAAGCUGAAGAGGUCAGUUCUGUUGUACUUUGGUUGCAUGUGAAAAUACUGCUAACAUUCACUAACAGAUGAUAGUUGUUUUUUUCAAACACUGCUGUAAAGUUCUGUGCUUGUAUUUUUAUAUAGCUUGAAUACUCUCUACCGUAAUGGUGAGUAUCAGCUAGAUGAGCUGACAUACCAGCUAUAGCUAGAUCUACUUAAACAACAGCAUUGUACCACCCAGAACUACAGCAUUGUGAAGCCUCCAUUUUGUGGCUAUUAACAAAGAAUGUUAUUAUGCAUUAGUGUUAUUAUAACUGCUAAAAUAAUUCUAAUAUUUUAGAUGAUGAUUUUUUUCAAACAUUUUGCAACAAAUUUGAAACACAUUUUUAACUAAUAAAAAUCUUAAGUUUGGAUCUGGAAAUAUACUUGAUAGCCUUUGUAUUUUAGAUUUAAAGAUGGCCUUUACUUAAAUAUUACAAUUUUUAAUUUACAAUAUAUUUAACAAAACAUUUUUUUAUACUUAGCUUGUGGCAGUUUAUUUGUUAGCAUUAAAAAAAAUUGUAAUAGAGUCAGUGUAUAUUUUAACCCUGAAACAAACUUUUCUAUGUGGCUAAUAUACCAAAAAAAAAAGUUUUACUGUUUAAAAUCCUAUUUGCUGUAGGUUUUUUUUUUUUAGAAAAAAAGAAGUUGAAACUGAAAACUGCUGAAUUAACAUGCUAACAUGUUACCAGUAAAUGAUUCAUUUACAGUGUAAUUUGUAAAAUAAUAUUUACUAUUUAAUAAGGUAGUUAUGCCCACUAAUUGAAAUUAUUGGAAAUAAAGGUUUAUAAAAAUACUCUAAGUGGUAGUAUUAAUAAAAAUGUGUUUUUCAAUUAGAUAGUUCAGAUUUACAGAAAUUACUACUUGAAAAGUUUGUUAAAGUAUGCUCUACCUUCUACCUCAAUAUUUCUUAUUGAAAAUAUACCAUAAAAAAAUUUGUCUUAGUUUCUCAAUCUUUUGAAAAUUUAAAUUCAGUCAGCUGUUGUUAAAAAAACAACAAAAUCUUUACAAUUAAUUUAUUUCUGUCCUUUUCUGUUUUCAUUCUGAGUACAUACCUGUUAUUGUUCAAACUAUAAGCUGUCACUCUUGAUAUGAACUAUUUUCUACAGUAUUAUCUCAUCAAAAGCGCUUAUUAUAUUCUUACACUGUUCUUAUCGUUGAUGGGACCAAAAUAAUUUCUUUUAGUCUGACUUUUCAAAUUCCUGAUUUUCAUUGUCAUCUUUUUGUCUGCCUAAUGUGAAACAUUUGAAAGGAGAAAUAAAAACAACAGCCCAUUGACACAUUUUAACAUUUCUCAUUACUGUUGCAUAUAUACAUUUUGUAAAGUUUCUGUUUUCCAAUUCAAAUAAAGUAUUAUAAAUAUUUAUUUUUCAAAGAAGUUUUCAAAUACUGUGUCCAAACAUCUUGUCCAAACCAUAUCUUCCAAUCCCCCAAUUUUUAAAAAAAAUUCUCAGCAGUGUAUGUCACCCAGACAUCCCAGCAGAGAGUUUUUAAAAUCCUUAUGAAGUAGUGAAAAAACCAAUUCAACUAGCCUUUUACAAAGCUUAAAAUAUUUGGAUAUUAAAUUGAAUUUAACCAGACAAAAUAAACAACCUUUUCAUCAAGUUUGAAGUUUUCUGAAGUCAAAAUAAGAUUUAAACUGUUAUUUUCUUAAUCUUUAUGUUAAACAAACCUUUAUAGAUUUUUACAAAGUAAUUUGGAUUAUCUGAUAUAUACAGAGUUCAGAGCCAAUGAGGUCCUAUUGUUAACUUAUUAUUCAUAAAUAAUCAUGUCAUUUUUCACCAUUUUAUUCUUAAAAGUGAAAUAAAAUCAAUAGUAACUGUAAAAAAAUGUUUUUAGAAAAUGUGAAUUAUUAAAACUGAAUAUUGCUGUGGAAAAUACUUAGGUUACUUGGUAAUUGUGAAAUAAGAAAAAGUAUAUGAUACUUUUACUUAUAGUUUUAUCUUAUACUAAUUAAUGUAAAAAUUUGAAUAUACUUUUAAAAGUAUAACUUAAAUUGUUAUACAAUCAAACUGGUUUUUUUUGGGAGUCAUUAUUUCAGAACUAGAUUUAUUUCUGACUAGGUUUAACAUUUUUUUAAAAAUUGUCUUGACAUUACAUUUUUUAGUUUUGUACAUAAUAUUUUAAACUAUGUAACCCUUAGUUUUAAUCAAACUGUUUUUAAAAUUUGUGAUUUAUUGACUGGUUUUCAGUUGCUAUGCAUGAAUGUUUUUAUUUAUAAAAUUUCUUAAUUUUCAUAGGUCGUAUUUUGCUCGCACUGAAAGCUGCAGCUAAUUAUUUUUUUUACAGUAACUUGUACGCACUUGACAGUUUCUUUUCUUCCCCAAGUCUUUCAAAGAUAUUAGAUUUUUAAUUUGACUUUUACAGCAUUUUAGGAAAAAGCAUCAAAAAGUUAAAUGCCGUUAAGAAUUUUUAUCCAAAAUUACAUUUUUAAAUAUUUUCAAAAAACCGGUAGUAGUGUAAGCAUAUUUUAAACUGCUAAAAAAUGACUGAAAUGCUGUUGAAAAAAAUAAUUUUACGAGCAAAAUAUAAAAUAUAGAAAUUUUUCUAUGAUAACUGUUAGCUUACCCAACACCUGAAUUUAAGUUAUUUAAAAUAUCUAGAAUAUUUUAGAAUAUUUUCUAAAGUUCUGAUUACAUAAAUAUGAUCAUGGGUAUGCAAUAUACUGGUAGAUUCUUUCUGUACUAACUAGAGAGUAUUCUGUUCCUCACUCAAAUUCCAUCAGAUCUACAUAUACAUGUUUAUGACCAUGGCUUCAACUUAUAGAAAAGCAUACAAUUAUGCUAGUACAAACUUUUUUCCUGCAUCAUAGAUGAAAAAGCCACUUUGGCGUUACAUUUCAAGAUUUUCACAACAAUGUUUGAAAACAUAUUCUUCCAACUUAUAAGUCUCUAAUGGAACUGUUAAAAAACAGUAAAAUAAAAUAUUCCCAACCCCUUCCCCAGUUGUAAGAGUUGAUCUGUGGACCCCCACUUUGUGACCUGUUGUUUAGUGCCGAAAGAAUCCACUUGUAUUUUUUAUUUAAACUAUUCAAUAAAAAACUGCUUAGUUUUUGGCUGCUGUGUGAAAUUUUUUUUGUUACUGGUAUCAGUUGUUAAUAUUUGUAACACUGAGAAAAGAAACUGAAGCAUUGUAUCCAACUUUCACAUGUUUUAACUGAAUCAAGAAUUAAGUAUUGAAAAACAAUGUGUACAUACAAUCAUUAUCAUGUCACAAAAUGAACAUGUCAGUCAGGCUGAGAUUUGUUUUGUCCUUGAUGUCACAAAAUGUCAUGUGUCAUUUAUGACACAAAUUACAGACAUUUUUUCAAAAAUAUUUAAAAUGAAUUUUUAUUUUUGUAAGAAUAUUACAUGAAACUUUUUUUUUAAACAUUGUUUAGUUUUUUUUUAAAUUAUGUGUCUCAUAGAAUUCUCGAACAAUUUCAAAACAUUUAUUGCAUUCCUGACAAUUUUCAAAAUAGAUAACAAAAUUCUUGACCAUUUUAAAAAAAUAUUGUCAAAUAAUUCUUGACUAUUUAAAAUUAUAGUCACAGGUUUUUAUUUUAUAAUCUUAAGAUAAGCUAAUUGUUCCUUACCUUUUUUAAACAAAAAUAUUCAAAGAAUUCUCAACCAAUGUUUCAAAAUUGUAACCCAUAGACUUCCUUGUCAAUAGUUCUAAGUUUCAAAUUCUGUCUAAUAACAACUUCAAACUGUAUCAUGUUUUUACAUGAAAUUGAGCUGCCCCUGUUAAUAUAGUUCAUUAUUAUGUUACUGUUGCAAAAGAAAUAUGUCUGAAAAAUCAAAGUUUGUAUCUACUAGCUGUUAAUUUGCUUGUUUUACCUGAAUGAUUCACCCACACUGAAGGCAGACUUGUCUUCAUGUAUUUUGGUAGUUAGUCCCACUUGUUGCUUAGCUAUCAGGUUGUUUCUUGUUAGCCUAUCAGGUGGGUUUAGCUGGUUACCCUAUCAGGUGGGUUCUAGUUAGCCUAUCAGGUGGGUUCUAGUUACCCUAUCAGGUGGGUUUAGCUGAUUACCCUAUCAGGUGGGUUUUGCUGAUCAUUAGUAAGUCAACUGGUGGAUCAACCCAUUCACAAGCCAUCUGAUACUAUCUGUGAAGUUUAAAAAAAGAUAAUCUUGCUUCUGAUUUUAUGCACUUAAGACCUAACAAGUCCUCUACUCUCUACUUAGGUGUCUAUGAAUGAAGAAUACAAUUAAUUAAAAUAAUUGUCUAACAUAUAAUACAUACAGCAGAAAAUUACAAUUACCAACUAGACUACUUGGCUGUCUAGGUCAAUAUCUUCAAUCAGAUCUAGAUCUAUUCACAAUACAAAUUACAAAACAUUGGAUCACAUCCUUCAAUGAUGAUCAUUGACUUGUUUUUGUUCCCCUUUCCUCUUCACAAGAUUCAUGUCAUGACUAUGAAUAAUGACCCCUUACAAUAAAGCAAUAUAAAACAAACUCCAACUGAAUGGGAACAUUUACUAAUUUUAUUUAAUUUACAAAAUGACUAUUCUUAUUACAGUAGGUAGUUUAUUAACUGUUAUAAAACAAAAAAUAGGGUGUUCUUUUUUUCUAUGCACACCUGAUUUGACAUGCAACUUAACAAGCGUAGUGAACUUGUUAUGAUAUUAAUAAUACAAUUUUAAACUUCUUUCACAGGAGAGGAAGUGUCUCAGUUUCUGUGUUUUUCCCCCCAUUGAUGCAAAACUCUUUGUAAAUAAAUGUUUAUUAUAUAUUAAAUACACAUGAUGAAAGAU
Molecule: messenger RNA, 8980 nt
Organism: Physella acuta
Lineage: Eukaryota; Metazoa; Mollusca; Gastropoda; Physidae
Product: neurogenic protein mastermind
Biological process (GO): Notch signaling pathway; positive regulation of transcription of Notch receptor target
Cellular component (GO): nucleoplasm; nuclear speck
Molecular function (GO): transcription coactivator activity
Source: RefSeq, a predicted model, not a curated record